AUGGAGAGCCAAGUGGAAAUGCACCCACCUCCAUCAGAUCUCCAUAGAUCUCUCACGCGACAGCUCGGACAGAAGGUCUCUGACCUUGCCCGUGGGGGAGUACGGCUGAAGGAGUAUGAGCGCAGCAGACAGUCCAGCAGUACUGACACUGCAGAGUGGACUGACGGAUCUGCAUCCAAUCUAAACCAGUCCUCAAACUGCAACUCUCGUGAACAGUCAGACGAUGAGCAAUCAGAGGACUCUGUGAAGUUCAAACGGCUUCACAAGCUGGUUAACUCUACACGCCGGGUCAGGAAAAAACUCAUCAAGGUGGAGGAGGGCAAGAAACAUGGCUCUGAAGAUUUUUUGAAUCUGGGGGCACCUCCCACCUGUGAGGACAACACAGCUCUGUAUACAGGGGUCCUAAAGAGGCCCCCUUUGCCCCAGGAGAUCUCCCUGCCUUCCCUCACCCAGGAUCAACUCUCUCUGGAUGGAGACACAGACAGUCUGACCAACUCCCCAUCCUCCAGCAGCCUGGGCACCUGGUCCGGACACAAGCUGGUCAAAACCUUCAAUAAAUCUUCCAGUACCCACGGCCUCAUCCGCCCCCCCAAGAGAACCCCAGUUAGCUCUGGGGGCCUGGGAGGCUCCAAUUCUGUCGUGGGAGGUAGUGGCUCUUCCUUCUCAGAGCUGGAUGGCUGUGGAUUCGACGACGAAGGAAAGCUGUCACGCUCCACAACCGACGGCGAGAUGCGGAAGGCCCUGAGCUCCAUCUCCCAUGGGGUAAGUAACAACGAGGCUCUCUACGCCUACUAUGGCCUCACUAAACCCCGUCCCAAACCCCAUGCCCAGUCCCGCCUCCUGAUCUCCCUGGAUGACGGUCCACAAGGCAGCCCCAAACCCCAACCUGCCAAUCGCCACCAUGGCAGCUGGACGCACCGGAAACCUGAUCCCAACUACGCUUACUCCACCAAACACCUACUGUACCAACGCUCGCGCAACUCCAAGACCCCCAUCUCCCCUCUGUCUGUCACCCCCUCCUCCCCUGCCCGCUGUGAUGUAGCCAAAUCAAAAGGUUUUGGAAGUGGGGGAGGGGGCUGGGUGUUCCCCUCACGCAGGCUGCGAGGUCGAACGGCAGUCAGUGAGCUGAACAUCACCUAUGUGGUAGAGCGGAGCCUGUACGGUCACCUCAACUGGGCCCAGCUGGUCCGCCCGGUUACCCUCAGCCGCGCUGAGCGCCGUUGUCUAUUGGAGGAGGACCGCGAGGCGGACAGGAAGUGGGCGGCCAGUGUGGACCGCUGCACCAAGCGCGUGCUGUUGCGCAUCCAGCAGAAGUCUAGAACGUGCAGCUUUGGGGGCUUUGACCUGACCAACCGCUCGCUCCAUGUGGUCAACGUGGGCUCGGAGGCCAAUAGUAAAGAACAGGAGGCUAUAUACAGAGAAGUGGUCAAAUCCCCCACCACGUCUCGGAUCUCACUGGGCAAGAAGGUGAAGUCGGUCAAGGAGACGAUGAGGAAACGCAUGUCGAAGAAAUACAGCAGCUCCUUAUCUGAGCAGUCCAGUCCGGACGGAGCCCCUGGCUCUCCUCAGUCCCCUCAGCCCGACACCGACUCUCUGGGGAAGCCGAAGCUCAAGGCCGGAGGCUCGGUGGAAAGUCUGCGUAGUUCACUCAGCGGACAGAGUUCAAUGAGUGGUCAGACAGUGAGCACCACUGACUCGUCAGCCAGUAACAGAGAAAGCGUGAAGUCGGAGGAUGGUGAUGACGAAGAGCCGCCUUAUAGAGGGCCGUUCUGUGGCCGAGCCAGAGUCCAUACAGACUUCACCCCCAGCCCCUACGACUCGGACUCCCUCAAACUAAAGCGCGGCGAUGUGAUUGACAUCAUCAGUAAGCCUCCCAUGGGAACGUGGAUGGGCCUGCUGAACAACAAAGUGGGCACCUUCAAGUUUAUCUAUGUGGAUGUGCUGAGUGAGGAAGAGGAGAAGCCCAAGAGGCCCGUGAGGAGAAGGAGGAAGGGCCGACCACCCAAACCCACAUCAGUGGAGGACCUGCUGGAGCGCAUCAACCUCAAAGAGCACAUGCCCACUUUCCUGUUCAACGGCUACGAGGACCUGGACACGUUUAAGUUGUUGGAAGAGGAGGACCUGGACGAGCUGAACAUCAAAGAUCCUCAGCACAGAGCCGUGCUGCUCACUGCUGUCGAGCUGCUACAGGAGUACGACAGCAGCAGUGAUCCAGAGCGUGGCGGCCUGUCGGGCUCCCAGGAGAAGCUGCUGUCUGAAGGUCGGGGCCUGGUGGGAGACUCCCCGCGAGACUCUGGGUGCUACGAGAGCAAUGAGAACCUGGAGAAUGGUAAGAGCAGAAAGGCUUCCCGUUCUUCAGCAGGCCUCCAGUCUCCCGACUACCCCACACUGCCCAUGACCCUUUCAACAGAGGCUCUGCAACAGCACAGCAAGAACCAGCGCACAAAGUUCCCAAAGAGCUUCUUCAUCAAACCCUCCCUGAAGGGCUUCAACCUACUUGGUCUGCGCAAAGCCCAAAGACGGUCCCCCAUCCCAGCCAGUCGCAGCUGUGAGGACCUGGAUGGAACCCCACAGCCCGCUGGACCCUGGAAACGCUUCCACUCUCUGGGAGAUCUGCACUGGGAGCAAAACAUUGAGCGGAAGGAUCUAGGUGUGGAGCUUAAGCUAACCAAGGAAGGACCCAAAUCAGGCAACAGUAGUCCCACCAAGGUCUUUAGAGAUCAUGGUUCCCCAGCUCAGAAUGGGACUCCAACAGUAAGCCCAAAAGGAAGGGCCAACAGACCACCCGUGCCCUCCCAGCUGCCUCUCCGCCCCUCUUGUCAUACCACGCAGUCCUCCAACCCUGCAGAGCUCCUCUCCAGUCCUUCUUCAAGUCCCCCUGAUUCUAAUGCAAGUGGGGAGAGGGUCAUCCGGACUCACUCCAAAAAGCCUCCAGUCCCUCCUCCCGUUCCUGCUAAGAAGUCAAAGGAAAGACUAGCCAACGGCCUGCGUCACUCCCCUCUCCCCCUGCCUUUCACGCCAUCACCUGUUGCCUCUCCUACCCACUCCCUCACCCGCUCUCAUCCCAGUAGCCCUAUAAUUCGCAGCCCCAGCUACGGUGCCCCAGCUCUGCCUGCCAAGACCCCGAGCACCCCCGCCAGCCCCUGUGCCACCUCAUCCACCGCAUCCGCCUCAUCCAUGGGCGAGGAGUCAGACACUCUACCAGCAGUGCAGCCUCCGUGGUUCUCAGAUCGAGGGGGCAAGGUGGCUGUUGCAAGGAAGGUUUCCCAUGCCAAGAUGAGUCCUGACCUGCUAACCCUCCUGGAACAACGGCUGGAGGCUGAGGGCAUCGAUCUUACGGAGGAGCCCUAUUCUGACAAGCAUGGCCGGUGUGGCAUCCCCCAGCCGCUUGUGCAGCGUUACUCUGAAGACUUGGGGCAGCCUGCCAAGGACGUGGCCUCCACCAUGGACCAGCUCCGAGUCAAAGAGCUGCGUAAACAACACCGCAUGGCUAUUCCUUCCGGAGGUUUGACAGAGAUGUGCCGGAAGCCUCUGCCCUCGGGUAACAUCAACACAGUCUCCGAUUGGCUCACCUCCAUCGGCCUGCCAAUGUACGCCACAUCUCUGGCGGCGGCAGGAGUUGACACGCUGAGUCGUGUGGCCUCGUUAACAGAGAGUGGCGUGUGGGAAGCGGGGGUGCGGGAUGAGAGACACGCUCGCCGGCUGGUCAGUGAGGCACGAUUGGUCGGCUCGCACAGAGCGGCGCAGUCCUAACCGUGUUGGUGGAAUCGUAUAAAAUAACAGGUAUCAACUCACUGGUCAGCACCAUCUCAUUUAGGUAGGUGGCCAAAGACUAAUUGGCCACAGGAAUCCAACGAUCACACCAGUGACCACAGCACUACAGUACUUCCUGUCUCGCAUGUGUCAAAAGACUUAAAGUGAGCCCCCCCUGCUCUCUGAUUUUCUCUCUUUAUCGCUCUGUCUUUUCUCAAAUGUUUACGGCAUUGAGGAGUUUUUUUUCCUAACAGCCAAGACAAGAUAUCAGAUGCCUUCUUAGAAAAAGGACUGUAGACUCACUGGGAUGGCUUCCAUUCUGAAGACGCCCCCAAAGUCUGAAAACAAAGACUUGGAUCUGCCUUGAAGAACGAUAGCACACUCUUUUGUAGGAUGGAUGAUUUUUAAAUACAGAAAGGACAGUUUACUUCCUGCAUAUUUCAUAAGUGCUUAAUUUUCAUCUUUUUGUGGCAAGGCAACAUUAUCAGAGGGUCUUUAUUAAAGGAAGUAGCUCGGCCAAAGUGAUUUACUCCUCAUUAAGUGUUUCAUUCCCACUAAUAGGUUCAUAACGACGAUGACAGAAUCCACUUAAUAUCUGGACUUUUUAAUCAACUUAAUACAUACACCGAACUAUGAGUAAUUGGCGGUUUUUAGAUGGCUUAUUUUGUAUAAUGUUUCUGUAUUAUAGCAUUAUGCAUAUCUUCAUUUUAAAAUGAUUUAUAUGUAAAAAAAAAUGUGUUUGCCUUUUGAAUGUUGCUGCCUUAUUUGGAGGCCAGCUACUCAGUCAUUUCUAAGCUGAAACAGCUGACAUCACACCUUUAUAUUUCAUAUUAUACUGUAUGUCCUAUUUCACUGCAUAUCUUGGAUGCACACCCUGUGCUGAUACAAAUACAAGUCUUACAGAAAGCUCUGUUUCACUCAAGUAAUAACAAUCAGCUUGCACAGAAACAAUACAUUCCCAGUGUAUCCAAGCACAUUUUAAGUUGCCUUACCAUUACGAAAGAAUAGCUUAAUCAAAUAAAAUGUAUGUAUAUUAUGGGCUGAACUGUGCUCAAGGUGCAAGCCUUGUUGUUCUGAAUGUGUGUGAGAAAUAUUUGAGAUUUGAAAUAUGGACACAAACACACAGCCAGCUUAUUUCAACCUUACACAUGGAUGUGGACCACAACACAUGAGUCUGAUGGACUGUGGUGUCUAUACUUGUGAAGCUCAGAUGAUAAAACCACAAAACCACAGGGAACGCCACAGACGUCGUCCUGUGUUUAACAUCCCUGUUAAAAAAAACAUUCAGUGUACAUUUUCCAUGCAGAGGGUUGUGGGACAAGGGAGGGAGGAGAAAAUAGAAAUGUUCCAAAGACAGCUGACAUCUGGCCUGUCAUAUCUGGUAUGUAUAAGACUGUCUACACUUUGGUUACAGUUGGUUUGAGGAAUUAGAUUUAUAGCUGAAUAAUAAGCUGUUUGGGACUUUUUAAACACAUUAUACUGUAGCUAUUUAAUCGAUGCCGAUCUAAAGUUGUUAAUUGGAGUUUUCUCAAACACAGUGAGGAUGGAUGGUAAGAACAGGUGUAUCAGGUGAAAAGCUGACCUUGAAGGUCAGCUUACACAAUGACACUAAAUAGUAAAUCAGGGAAACACUGCGUCGGGUCAGCCUGUUACAAAAACUUUGGGCUAAAAACGGAACCGCAAACAGCCAGAAACUCAUUGCUCUUUCAUUCGCGCACUCUGCAUGAAAUGAAGCCAACUUUUGUAUUUUUUCCCCUCUUAUUUCUAACAGUAAGGUUCUAUCUAGUCAGAACUGAACUAAAGACUUAUUCCAUGGUGUUCAUAUUAAAAAAUUUGACCCAAGUGUUAUUGCUGAAAUUAGAGGAUGCUUUUUCUUUUUUUUUUUUGCAGUGGGCACUUGAUAUGUAAAUGUUUUAUGCCUUUUCUCUCUUCAAUCAAAAGUGGUGCUCGGAGAAAGUGAUAGUGUGGGGGGGGGGGGGGUCAUUAUUAAACGAGUAAAAGACCCAAGAAGAUGUUUUGUAAAGACAGAAAUACUGACACUGUAAAUGCACUUUAGAGGGUAAAUCUAGCUGUUUUUGGGGCGGAAUUGGCUACACUUUGUUCACAGGUCCAUCAAUGGACAUUUGUUGCCAGGUAUUGUAAAGGGUUUCAGUGGGUUUUGCUGGUAUUUUAUUAUAGUAUUGAGUUCCCAAUGCCAAGUUUGAUAACCAUUCACGGGUUAAACUGUUCCAGUUACUCACUUCCAGUUUGUUUUUGCAGUCAUAUAAAAAAUAAAUGAUUAAUUACAUAUACGAAAUGCUUAGCAGAAGUUGCACAUUCUGUGUAUGUAAUUGAUAUUUAAAUAACUUAUUUUUUGCUUUUUUUCAUAUCAAUUGUAAUUAGCUGUACUAUAUGAAUAGCAAUACCUUCCUGCAUAAUGCAUAUUGCUUUAGCCAGUGAGGAACUACAGUCUGUAUUGUAAAAUAUGUGUACAAAUUAUUUUAUUUUGGUUUUCAUCUACCUAAU
This is a messenger RNA of Anarrhichthys ocellatus (wolf-eel), 6258 nucleotides long. It is a transcript of the gene sash1a, whose product is annotated as SAM and SH3 domain containing 1a. The record is from RefSeq and is a predicted model, not a curated record. NCBI's taxonomy places the organism in Eukaryota, Metazoa, Chordata, Actinopteri, Perciformes, Anarhichadidae. Bases 1 to 3753 code for a protein of 1250 amino acids. Gene Ontology annotation, molecular function: protein binding. The transcript has 14 exons.